GUAUUUUUUUUUCCUCUUCCACCAUGAUCACCACGAGCAAUUUUAGUUUUACCCACACAAACAUUUUUUUUGUACUCUUAUUCACAGCGUGGUCAUAUUUUCACUACUAGCAUGAUACUGGCUGCCAUGGACUAUAUGUUAAGUUCCAGAAGAAAUACAAUAAAGUUGACUUGAUCGUGUUAUAUAAAAAAGAAAGAGAGAAAGAAAAGACCGCACGCACACAUUUGAUAUGUGGUACCUAAUGCUGGAGCUGGAAGCAUAUUCCAACAUGCCAAGCGGUAGGUUCUCCCAAGAUGAGCUUGCCACAGCCAGAGGUUCCUUGUGCCCUCCCAAGUCCCAGCUCUUCUGAAAACUGCCGUACCGCCGUGGGAUUACCAUUGCGUAGGCGAAACAAAAAGGGAUGAAAUCGUUCACGAGUCCCAUACACCAUCGGCAUGUUGUGCCAAGGAUAAGCUGAAUUACAUCCAGUACUGCCCUCUUGAACUAUACAAAGGUGUCUUGCUGCAGUAUCGAUCGCCAUUGUUUUCUGCAAGAAUUCGGGGGUUGCAGAGAGCUAUGCACAGCUCAAGAGGCACACUCGCGUUGCUCCUCUGUGCGAUCUUUCGAGCUGCAACGGCUUGCUCGGACGGGCAGUGCGAGGUCGGCGACCGAUGUUCGUCGGAAGCCGACUGCGGGUCGGAACUGUACUGCUACAAUUGCUGGAUCGAGUUCGCCGGCAAGAAGUGCGUCCGGUCGACCGUCGCAGACCCGUUCAAGAUUGUAGAUACAUCGUUGCCGUUUAACAAGUACGCGUUCCUGACGACGCACAAUUCCUUCUCCAUCCGCGGCGAGCCGUCCCGCACCGGAGUGCCACGGAUCACAUUUUACAACCAGGACGACUCCAUCACUGAUCAACUGAAUAAUGGGGUUCGAGCGCUGAUGCUGGACGUGUACGACUUCCGCGACGAGGUCUGGCUGUGCCACUCCAAGGGCGGGAAGUGCUUCGACUUCACCGCAUUCGAGCCAGCGAUCGACGCCAUGAGGGAGGUCGAGGCGUUCCUGGCGGCGAACCCGUCUGAGGUCGUGACGCUGAUCCUGGAGGACUACGUCAGCUCCGACCAGGGCCUGUCCAAGCUCUUCAACGCAACAGGCCUGACGAGGCACUGGUUCCCGGUAUCCCGCAUGCCGCGGCGCGGCGAGGACUGGCCGCGCGUGCGUGACAUGGUGGCGCGCGACCACCGGCUCCUCGUCUUCACCUCCGACGAGUCCAAGGAGGCCGGCGAGGGGAUCGCGUACCAGUGGAACUUCAUGGUCGAGAACCAGUAUGGCGAUGGCGGGAUGAUGGGGCUCCAUGGGUGCCGCAGCCGGUCCGAGUCCCGGGAGAUGGGGGACACGGCGAGGUCGCUGGUGCUGGUGAACUACUUCCACACGGUGCCGCUCAGGGCGACGGCGUGCGUGGAGCACUCGCGGCCGGGGCUCGUGGACGCGCUCAGGGCCUGCCACGCCGCCGCCGGCAACCGCUGGGCGAACUUCCUCGCCGUCGACUACUACAAGGUAUUACAGCUAUUCGCACUUGCGAUUUGCUACCUUCUUGUUCUUGGGACAUCGAACUUUAAAACUGGGUUUUAUUUACAGAGGAGCGACGGCGGGGGCGUGUUCGAGGCCACGGACAUGCUCAACGGGAUGCUGAUCUGCGGCCGCGACGACGUGCGCGCCUGCAGGAGGCGGACCCUGAAGGACGCGUUGCACGGCAUGCUUGGUGAUCUCAGGCUGAUGCUAGGUCGUGGUGGCGCCAAGAGGAAGUGAAGAAACCAUGGCUCGGUUCGUUUGUACUUUGUACCGACUGAGCAAUGCUACGCACUCAUCACUCAUGUGAGUAUGUGACAUUUGUGGUCGUCUUGGAGAUUGGAUUGGGUGUCAGUGGUGAAUGCUCAGUAAGUCAGUACGGCAACUGUAACUGUGCAAAGAACUACUACAAUAGGUGUAGUUGUGCAAAUUGCCGUAGUUAUCGUCACUGACAGUGAAACUAGGAGCAACUCUAGCAGGUGCUGAACUAGCAAAUAACCGUCAUUUUUCGGUUUUGGGUAAAAAAAACCGAUCAGAAACCGAAUAUGGUAGAAUCGACAAAGAAAGUUCGGACCAACCGAAUACACCA
Molecule: messenger RNA, 2134 nt
Organism: Brachypodium distachyon (stiff brome)
Lineage: Eukaryota; Viridiplantae; Streptophyta; Magnoliopsida; Poales; Poaceae
Product: PI-PLC X domain-containing protein At5g67130
Exons: 7
Coding region: 556-1785 (409 amino acids)
Biological process (GO): lipid metabolic process
Molecular function (GO): phosphoric diester hydrolase activity
Source: RefSeq, a predicted model, not a curated record